ACAUACGGUAGCCAAUCAAGAUGCUGAAUUGUAGCCAAUCAGCGGCGGCCUAACGGUGGGCGCGUGUCGUGUGAACGAUUUCAUACUGUAUAAAUACUGCGGAGGCACAAAAUCAAUUUAAAACGUCUAUUAUGGAUACUACAAAUACCGACACAAGAAAUAUGGUGAAUGAUAGCCAUAGUAAACUGCACAAAAACGAGGAGCGAUUUUCCCCAUUUCGACAAUGGAGACGUCCUGACCUACCAAGUCGUUGCACUUACCACGCAAGUUCAAAAAAAGUGGAAGAUUCACCACAUUUGCAUAAAUCUGUUAAACCCCGUCCCAAAAUUUUGGAUAAUAUUCUACAGAAUAUUGGUAACACGCCUUUGGUGAGAAUAAACAGAAUUACUCAGAAGGAAGGAGUGAAGUGUGAAGUCUUGGCCAAGUGUGAAUUCUUUAAUUCUGGUGGCAGUGUAAAAGAUAGGAUUGGCUUGUGCAUGGUAGAGGAAGCUGAAGAGAAAGGCUACUUGAAACCUGGAGAUGUUUUGAUUGAACCUACAUCAGGAAACACGGGAAUUGGUAUUGCCCUUUCUGCAGCAGUUAAAGGUUACCGAUGCAUCAUAGUGUUGCCAGAGAAAAUGAGUACAGAAAAAGUUGAUGUCCUCCGCGGUCUUGGUGCUGAAAUUGUGAGAACCCCUACCAGUGCAGCAUUUGAUUCACCAGAAUCUCACAUUGGUGUGGCUCGCCGUUUAAUGGAGGAAAUUCCAAAUGCACAUAUCCUUGAUCAGUAUCGUAAUCCCAUGAAUCCAGUUGCACAUUAUGAUGGCACUGCUGAAGAAAUUUUAAAAGAUACAGAUGGUAAAGUUGACAUGGUUGUUAUGGGAGCUGGAACUGGAGGUACAGUCACUGGUAUUGCCCGAAAGAUUAAGGAAAGAUGCCCAAACUGUAAAAUCAUUGGAGUCGAUCCAGAAGGUUCUAUUCUAGCUGAACCAGAAGAAAUAAACAAAACUGACACAACUUUUUAUGAAGUUGAAGGCAUUGGAUAUGACUUUGUUCCAACAGUCUGUGAUAGAUCAGUGGUUGACAAAUGGUAUAAAACCAAUGAUAGGGACUCUUUGAUAAUGUCUCGACGUUUGAUAAAAGAAGAAGGCCUUCUCUGUGGUGGUAGUUCAGGUACUGCUAUGUCUGCUGCAAUAAAGGCAGUGAAAGAAGCUGGACUGAAAGAAGGACAACGCUGUGUUGUAAUUUUACCAGAUUCUAUUCGAAAUUACAUGACCAAGUUUCUUAGUGAUAAUUGGAUGAGUCAACGAAAUUUCCUGAAAUUAGAUAAACCACAACUGAAUGAUGAAUGGUGGUCAAACUUGCCUGUUACUUCAUUAAAGCUAAAUACUCCAACAAUUAUAACUCCAAAUACAGGUAUACAACAUGCUCUUGAACUGCUAAACAAAAACAGCUUUGAUCAAGUACCAGUUGUUGAUGAGGAAGGAAAAAUACUUGGAAUGGUAACUGUUGGAAGUAUGAUGUCAAACAUCACACACAAAAAAGUGAAACUCUGUGACCCUGUUUCAAAAAUAUUGUAUAAUCAAUACAAGCAGAUGCCAACAAGUGCUACAGUUGGACAGUUAUCUCAUUUGCUUGACACAGACCAGUUUGUUCUCAUUCUACAUGAUCAGCCACAACGUGGUCAUCUUCAUGGUUCUGUCCAAACGAACAUCUUUGGAAUUGCUACUCGUCUGGACCUUCUUAAUUUCUUGUCAAAAAAAGACACCCAUGGAAUUAACAAUGGCACACACUAAUAAUCCUUCCAGCUUGUUACCAGUUUUUAUCACAUUAUAUUUCUAAUGGUACAUGGUGCUGAUCUUAUAUGUUGAAUAUUACAAAAUGUUUUUCUUUUAACUUAUUUUUUCAAUGGAAUAUGGUGCACAUAAUUUUUAAUAUUUUGAAUAUUUUAUAAUUCAUUGCCACUAAAAUUUAUAAUUACUUUAACAUAAAUUUUUAUUAGUUAUCCUGUACUGGUCAUAUAUAUAGGUUUCAUAUAAAGUUCUUUAUUCAUGCCUAAGAAGUAUAUAAUUGAUAAGCUAUGCUUUAAUAGGUGUAUAAGCUAACUUCUAAAAGAAGCCUCCAGUUCAAAUAA
Molecule: messenger RNA, 2113 nt
Organism: Octopus sinensis (East Asian common octopus)
Lineage: Eukaryota; Metazoa; Mollusca; Cephalopoda; Octopoda; Octopodidae
Product: cystathionine beta-synthase
Exons: 16
Coding region: 132-1775 (547 amino acids)
Cellular component (GO): cytoplasm
Molecular function (GO): cystathionine beta-synthase activity; cysteine synthase activity
Source: RefSeq, a predicted model, not a curated record